CGUUUCUACCCUCAGUGUGCCGUGCGGGUAGGUUGCAUCGCGAACGCGUUUUACUGACGCCGAGCGCGUCUCUACGCUCAUAUAAACACACGUCUUUUGUACGUUUUAUGCCACACCUCCCCUUUAUAUUUUUUUUUAUUUUUUUGAUUUAAAAAGUUUCAAUUAAAAUAAAAAAUUGUUAUCUAAAAAAAAAUCGUGGAUUAAUAAAAAUACUUUCCAGUUAAGUGACAUUAAAAACAUUGUGUUGAUCAUUUAGUGCUUUUACUUGGUGAUUGUUUUAAAGUCAAGGAAAUUUCUCAAUGAUUCAUUGGGGAGAUGGUGACGUGACUAAUUAGCGAGAGAGCAAGAGAAACCGGAUGUCCGUGUAGUAGCCAUGAACUCGACCGGAAACGCUGGAUCACAGGAGGGUGGUAAUAGCGGUGAAUAUGGUAGUAGCGAAGAAACGGCUGCGUUGUUGACCCGUGGACCACCGCCGCCAGUUGUUGUUAGUAGUGGAUCUCAUCAGGGUAAACCAGUAUUAACGCGUCAGGAUCGGGCGACCUUUCUAGUUGCAUCCCCGCAAUUGUCGGUCUCUGGUUUGGGUGGCAGUGAAGAAAGCGGUACCAAUGAGGAUCCCGCUACCAGAAGUGUCCCCGACAUUGAAUUGCACUGCAGACUAGAUGGUGAACCACAGCAUUUACAACAGCAGCAGCAAUGCCAUCACCCAACGACGACGACUAUUUAUCGCGCCAGACAACCCGCACAUCAGUACAACCGGUGUCGAUGCGAACGUCGAGAUUCACUCGCACCCUCAUCUGCGCUUCAUCUGGCACGCAGUGUCUCCAGGGAAAGUGUAAGAAGUGGUCACCAUUGUUGUCCGUGUCAAGCACCACCACCUCCAGUGCUGGUGACAACAUCGCCAAGUACUCGAAUAAUAAGACAAAGUUCUCAGCCAGAAGCAUCAGCGUGCUGUUGUUCAGGAUGUUACUGUCCUCUACACUCAAACACCGCACCGAGUGCAUCUUUGCGUCAAUUACGUGAACCUGGUGAUGGGAUUGCCGGGAUCGCCGCUGAUUCAUUGCGAAUCAAUGGUGGAAUUCGUCAAUUUCGACAGUUUCCGUGGUGGUGGUGCAAAUCGUCAACGUCGACAGCAACAACACCUCCGCCGCCGAUGGCAAGCUUCAACGCAGCUUCGGCAUCUGGUUCCGGUGCCGGAGGCGCCCAAGGCGUCGUUCUCUGCCCGCGCACUCUGUCGCAAGCACGGCGUACCAGGCUGAGAAGAGCCAUCACCGAGGCCACUUCCGAGACCGUAUCCUACGUAAAGACGCUGCGGAAACCAGUAUCGACUCUUUCGAUCCCGGGGGCGAUGAGAAGCAGCAGCGGUGCCGGAGGAGCACCAGGUAGCGGAGGAAGUGGUUGCGGGAGCGGUGGUGGAGUCCUAGCAGGAGGCGAUGAUGCCGGUAUUGCCUUGGUCGGGGUGCACUCUGAGUACCCUCGUUUUAUGGAUGAGCGUGGUCUCGGCGGUGGUCCGAUGAAAGGUGCGCCCUCCGGCAGUAUCGGUCCUUGUUCGAAACACAAACCUAACGUAGGCUACAGACUCGGCAGGCGGAAGGCACUGUUUGAGAAGCGUAAACGGAUCAGUGAUUACGCCCUCGUGAUGGGGAUGUUUGGCAUCAUCGUCAUGGUUAUUGAGAACGAGCUGUCCAGCGCUGGAGUUUACACUAAGGCCUCGUUUUACUCGACUGCACUCAAAACCCUAAUCACUGUGUCUACUGUGAUACUGCUUGGCCUCAUAUUUGCUUACCAUGCCUUAGAAGUCCAGUUAUUUAUGAUUGAUAACUGCGCAGAUGACUGGCGAAUCGCAAUGACAUGGCAACGAAUAUCUCAAAUAACGAUAGAGCUAACAAUUUGUGCAAUUCAUCCGAUACCUGGCGAAUAUUACUUCCUAUGGACGACUAAAUUGGCGAAUAAGGGUGGUGACAUCGGAUCACAAUGGGUGCCAUACGAUGUGACACUCUCGUUGCCAAUGUUCCUGCGACUUUACCUCAUUUGCCGGGUGAUGUUACUGCACUCAAAAUUAUUUACCGACGCCUCGUCGCGAAGCAUAGGUGCCUUGAACCGCAUCAAUUUCAACACGAGGUUCGUCCUCAAAACACUCAUGACCAUCUGCCCCGGCACCGUGUUGUUAGUCUUUAUGGUGUCGCUCUGGAUUAUCGCAUCCUGGACGUUACGACAGUGUGAAAGGUUCCACGACGAAGAACAUGCAAACCUGCUCAAUGCUAUGUGGCUCAUCGCUAUCACAUUCCUGAGCGUCGGAUUUGGUGAUAUUGUACCUAAUACAUAUUGCGGGAGGGGUAUUGCUGUAUCUACAGGAAUGAUGGGAGCAGGAUGUACUGCAUUACUCGUCGCGGUUGUUUCAAGAAAAUUGGAACUCACGAGAGCAGAAAAACAUGUACAUAAUUUUAUGAUGGAUACGCAAUUAACGAAAAGAUUGAAAAAUGCAGCAGCUAACGUUUUACGGGAGACUUGGCUUAUUUACAAACACACACGAUUGGUUAAACGAGUUAAUCCAGGUCGCGUGAGAACACAUCAACGUAAAUUUCUACUAGCUAUUUACGCACUCAGGAAAGUUAAAAUGGACCAACGUAAGCUAAUGGAUAAUGCUAAUACGAUAACGGAUAUGGCGAAGACUCAAAAUACGGUGUACGAAAUAGUAUCGGACAUGAGUACCCGACAAGACGCUUUAGAAGAACGUCUGGUGAGCGUGGAGGAAAAAUUGACGGCCCUCCAGGAACAGUUGGACGUGUUACCAGAAGCGAUAACCCGUUGUCUAGCCCAGCAUGCCGAGCGAAUGGAGCAGCGGCGUAAUUUCCUCCAUCCCGACACAGCCGUGGCACUAUCAGCGACCCCUAGUGGAUGUGGCGGUUCAACCAGCGGUAACCUCGGAAACAGUCUCAACAUCGGGAUGACCGGGAACAUGAAUAUGGGUGGUCAUCAUCCGUUGGCUAGCAUGUCUAAUUCACCACUACUGCCACACUCACGCAGUGUACCAAACGCACCAAGCACAAUGUCCCUGCACCCGUGGCCAGUGAGUCCAGUGCUGCCCCCAGUGUCCAGCCGGACGCCCCAUCUGGUGCCGGAAACAGGGGGCUUCCGUCAACAAUCUUCGCAACAACAGCAACAGCAACAGCAACAUAAUAACACACCAACGACGUCCCAAUCUGUAACCAGGUUGACCACUCAGGCUGGCAUGGGAGGACUCGGGACCAGCCAGGGCUCAGAUACGUCUCCGCACAGCUGAGCCACGUCUUUGCAGCCGCAGCACUCAUAUUAAUAUCAAUAAGACAAUUGAAUUUUUAUUGGGCCUUUGAUAGAAACAACCGUAUCUUUUCUUCCAUGUUUGCUAGUUCACUGACGCUCACUUGUGAGGGCGCUCACAAUUCAGUUGAAUUAAGCGGGUAAUUUAAAUUAAUGUUUAAAUUCUUAGCUAUUAAAUGCAAUAGCUAACAUGGAAAUAAGACACGGGUUCUUCCACUAGCUGCGGACUGCUCCCUGCCCAACUUGUGUGCCUGAAAAACUUAUCUUUAUUAUUAAGGUAUUCCACUCUUCUCGUUACUGUCUGUCUGUCUUUCUCUAAACCUCUACGAUCUAUCUCUAACCUAUCUAUAUCUCUUGUAUUAGUACUUUGUUUAAUUGACAUUACCGUUGAUGUUACGAGACAUUUUAUAUUACGUAAUUGGAUAAAUAACGAAUCCUAUUAUUAAAUAAAUCUUAAAUUUUCAACAAUAAAAAUCUAAAUCGAGUCAAA
Molecule: messenger RNA, 3787 nt
Organism: Cotesia glomerata
Lineage: Eukaryota; Metazoa; Arthropoda; Insecta; Hymenoptera; Braconidae
Gene: SK
Product: small conductance calcium-activated potassium channel protein
Exons: 12
Coding region: 374-3280 (968 amino acids)
Biological process (GO): potassium ion transmembrane transport
Cellular component (GO): plasma membrane; neuron projection; neuronal cell body
Molecular function (GO): calmodulin binding; small conductance calcium-activated potassium channel activity
Source: RefSeq, a predicted model, not a curated record